AACCUCUCCCUCUACGUAAUCCUACGUGAACUUCGGCAGGAGAAAGUUUUGGGGCGAAAACGUAGCCCUGUCUGUGUGGAAUGGGUGUAUGUUAAUCUGCUUUUGGAAGAAAAUAACUUGACAUUUUGGCUUGAUGAAUGGAUUUUAACAAAGCUUUGCGGCGCUGUAGAAUUGUAUAACCAAUUGAAGUGCAGAAGCGUUUGUUCCAACUUUCUUUUUUAACUUGUGGCGUUCUUAUUUUUCUCGGACCAAAAGAGACAUUGGGGGAGAACCGUAUUUAGCGGUGACAGUUUUCAAGGGAAAGGGAAAACAAGCGGAUUUUAUGCUAAAGAAAAGCAGAAACUCCACAGGAGAAAUUAGAGUGUAAUUUUGACCUUUGUGUAUGUCGAGCAAUACUUUUUAAGGCAUUUGUUAACCUCGUUACACAUAAGUGUAAGAACAUUGGAAAGUGUACUGGUUUUGUAAAAGGUCGUAGUUUCUGAUAAUUCACCAAAAACGUUGAAAAACAUUAUGGCGAAGAAGUACGACUUCCUUUUCAAAUUAUUACUCAUCGGAGAUAGUGGAGUGGGGAAAACAUGUCUGAUUAUUCGAUUUGCUGAGGACAACUUCAACUCAACCUACAUAUCAACUAUCGGCAUCGACUUUAAAGUAAAGACGAUAGACGUGGAGGGAAAGAAAGUCAAACUGCAAGUCUGGGACACAGCAGGGCAGGAGAGGUUUAAGACCAUCACUACAGCCUACUACAGAGGAGCUAUGGGCAUCAUCCUGGUGUAUGACAUCACAGACGAGAAGUCCUACGAGAACAUUCAGAACUGGAUGAAGAGCAUCAAGGAGAAUGCAUCAGCGGGGGUCAGCCGGAUGUUGCUCGCUAACAAGUGUGACAUUGAGGCCAAGAGGAAGGUAUCCAAGGAAACGGGGGAAAAGCUGGCAAAGGAUCAUGGGAUCAGAUUCUUUGAGACCAGUGCAAAGGCCAGCAUCAAUGUUGAUGAGUCUUUUAUGGCUUUGGCUCGAGAUAUUCUACUGAAGUCCAGCAAGAAGCCGGGCCCCACAGGUCGCGAGGUCAAAAUCACCAACGCUGAGAAGAAAUCCUCCAAAUGUCUCCUACUGUAGAGGCAGAGCUGGCCUGUCCUGGCUGACUCUUCGUUGCCCGAGGGAACUAUCACAUAUAGGAACAAUAUUAUUGCAAAGGAAAGGGUUUCAAAGGCGCAAUCCACAAGUUCUCCUUCCCCUGUGGCAACAAGAUCCAUUUCAUUAACUAUUGACUUGAGAAAAUAUCAUGUUUUCAUUUACUUCCCCCUCCCCUUUAAAAAGUGCUAACUACACUUUUUUUAAACCAGAAAGCAAACUUCUGGAUUGCACUUUUAAUGACCAUGUAACUAUGUUGAGGUGGUCCAAGGGCAUUUUCCAGAGGAAUAUCCAGUGGUUUGUUUAAAGAAUAGGAUGAACACCACCUUGAUUUCAACCAAAACAUGUUUUGUAUCAACUGUCUUCAAUCUCCUGCAAUUUCUUAGUUGUCUUGGUGACUGACUGAUUGACAUGGUAUGUUUACACUCCACCAGAGCCAUUCAGAGUUAAGGAAAAUGUCUUCCAUGUUGGCUCCACAUGUUCCAUGAGACAACAUUCCAAAAUGAAUUCCUUCUACAAUGAUCUGUUGAACUAGAUUUUUUGGAACCAACAUGGUGGUCGAUCAAAUUCUAAAUCCCAAACUGAGUUUGCUGAACUCUAUAAUCCCAUGGCUCUGGACUUCACACUGUAGAGUAGUGGUGCACAGCUCCUUAAUGGAACACGAGUCUGCUGUGUUUCAUUCUAUGUCAGAGGAAUUAUUUUUCCUUGUUUAACCAGGAACAUUAACAAGUGACCUUUCAGUCAAACUGCCAGUCACAUUCUUGCUUUUUGAUUGAACAGUUGAUGUAACAGUAGAUUGUCUGGAGAGUGUAAUCACUGGGCUCCUCGGAUGGAAAUGACUUCCUGAUGGAGAGACAAGGUCAAAAAGCAGCAGGUAUUACUGUAACAUUAAAGGUAACUACUACCAUAAUGGGAUCCUAGAGGACCUGCGUUGUGCACCGCUGACAUAGAAUCACUUUUCAGUGUCAUAGCCAAAGAAUUUAAAUUAGGACAACACACAGACAUUCCUUUCCAUUUGUUUCAUUUCUAUGUUCAUAGCAGCUCAUAGUGUUUAGGAGGAGCACAGGGGGCAUUCUAGAGAGUGACGGGAGUUUAGAUCUCUAUGCUGUAACUAUGGUGAUGGUACAUUAUGCUCUUAAAGGGAUAGUUCACCCUGAAUUGUAAUUUUGUCUGUGUUUUCCACACUACGUAAAGAUGAGUGAUCUGG
This is a messenger RNA of Oncorhynchus gorbuscha (pink salmon), 2332 nucleotides long. RefSeq names its product ras-related protein Rab-13. The record is from RefSeq and is a predicted model, not a curated record. Lineage: Eukaryota; Metazoa; Chordata; Actinopteri; Salmoniformes; Salmonidae. Bases 511 to 1110 code for a protein of 199 amino acids. Gene Ontology annotation, cellular component: synaptic vesicle; plasma membrane; trans-Golgi network transport vesicle. The transcript has 7 exons. Gene Ontology annotation, biological process: protein secretion; cellular response to insulin stimulus; protein localization to plasma membrane. Gene Ontology annotation, molecular function: GTPase activity; GTP binding.